AUGCCAGCAACCUCGGGUCCGAGCAAGUCCGGCAAGAGCACGGCCCUCGUAAGCAUGAUUCUGGAGCAGUAUCGCGGCUGUUUCGAGAGAAUCAUCAUUUUCAGUCCGAGCAUCAACGUCGAUGACAGCUGGAAGCCCGUUAAGAAGUACGUCGAGAAGGUCAUGAAGGAUCAUCAAUCAGCAGCGCAAGAUCACCAAGACGAGCAAGCAGCUGAAAUGAAGCAGCUCUACCAGAUUUUGGUCGUCAUCGAUGAUCACGCAGACUCGCCGGCUCUCCACAAGAAGACCGGAGACGCGGCCUUGGACACUCUAUUCAUCCGCGGAAGACACUUCCAGAUCUUGACCAUUGUCUCCACGCAGAAGCUCCGCCUGAUCAGCAACAACGCGGUCCGCGUCAACUCUCAGUUCUUCAUGUUAGAAAAGGACAGCCUGCUGGAGGAGCUGACAGCUCGCGUGCCGAAGACGGACCUGGAGGCGAUGUAUGAGGCGGCGGUCUCGGAGCCUUAG
Symbiodinium pilosum is the source of this 507-nucleotide messenger RNA. The record is from the annotation of a GenBank genome assembly. NCBI's taxonomy places the organism in Eukaryota, Dinophyceae, Suessiales, Symbiodiniaceae.